AUGCCAUCACUGCUAACACUAUACGAUGGAGAUGACCACCCACAUCAGCUUGUGUUGAAAAGGAGCCAAGUUCCUUUCUUUUGCGAUGGUUGCAAAGAGAUAGGGUUUGGAGUUUGCUACCAAUGUCCCGAUAAGGAUUGUGAUUUCAUUUUUCAUGAGGAAUGUGGGAUUCGUCGGCCUCCAGCGUGCCAGAAAUUUUUCAAAAGAUGCGACUUCAAAUUUCACAAGGAAAAUCCACUAGGAGGAGACAGAUCCUGCGACGCCUGUGCCUUGGAUAUACAAGGCUUCUUGUACCAAUGCUCCCGUGUUAAAAAUCCCCAUGAUUUACAUCCCUGUUGCGCAAACCUUCCACUGUUCUUCUCCUUCCCGGAUAACGACAUGGAAAUCUACCUAUGCGAAGAGAUUAAAUCGAAAUGUUUAAAAUGCCAAAGCAAGAAAAGAUCAGCAAGCAAAGUCCAGGGUUUGUCCUAUGCUUCUCGGGAUGGUAAGUUCUGUUACCAUGUAGCCUGCUUAAAAGAAGCCUGCCUUGAGAAUUGGAAAAAGGGUUAUUUUCAACCUGAUGCUAUUGCUGAUGAUAAGAAUAAAAGCCUUGCAUUACAAAAUCUUGCUCCAAAAGAAGUAGCUCUCGUCCGAGAUGGGGGCCAAAGCUCGAAUGCUAUGAAGGUUUUUCUUGACAUCUCAUCCUCUUCUAAGGGGUUUUCACCUCGUUCCUCUUUUUUCGAGAUUGAGCUACUUUUUUCCACUGUUAUUCUUCGAGAUCCCUCUCUCAUUCCAAAGUCAGAUGCUUCUGACAAUGAGGGUUUCGAUAAGGAGUAA
Messenger RNA from Durio zibethinus, 816 nucleotides. The record is from RefSeq and is a predicted model, not a curated record. NCBI's taxonomy places the organism in Eukaryota, Viridiplantae, Streptophyta, Magnoliopsida, Malvales, Malvaceae.